This is a messenger RNA of Aspergillus saccharolyticus JOP 1030-1, 1958 nucleotides long. RefSeq lists its product as uncharacterized. Bases 357 to 1922 code for a protein of 521 amino acids. The record is from RefSeq and is a predicted model, not a curated record. NCBI's taxonomy places the organism in Eukaryota, Fungi, Ascomycota, Eurotiomycetes, Eurotiales, Aspergillaceae. The transcript has a single exon.
UUCAGUUCGAUUGACAAUCUCCAAAUAAUGAAGCAAAAAAUCCAUAGCUGGAAUAGUGCGUCAAAUUAGCGCCCGGCUAUAGAUAUGCUGCUACCUCACCAUUUCAUCGUGAUUUGCUAUAGGCAGAGAACCUUGCAGCCUCUUUCACAAGCCUUGCGGCGAGACAAAAGUUGUCGCCUGAGCGCUGACGCGUCAGACCGACCAUCCCCCACUAGGAAGUCCCCAAUCAGGUCCUUAGGCGAAAGUUGCCUCCUAUUUCUCCGAGGCGGUGCUUUCGAUGCAUAUAACUGAUCACUCCACGACCUCGCUCCAUCAUCCCAUCUCGAUCGUCAUCACUACCAUUAUCGUUAGACGCCAUGGGGGUCUCCCGCUUGCUCGUAUCAUCCCUUCUAUGGGUAGCGAGCACCAGCGCCACCACCGAGUUUUCCCCAAAUGCGAAUCACAUUUUUAACACCAUCCACUCGUCUAUGCGACAAUGGGGCUCUUCUCUCCAGCACAACGGCAUGUCCUUCUUCCUGGCGACAGUACCUGCGGGCACUCAGUUUUACCACGGCAACUCCAACCCUGCGCCGGUGAAUGGUACGGAAUGGCUUGCCUUUGAGCCCGAGCAUGCCUUGGCCUUUGCCCGGCCGUUCCGUGGUUCACCUCCUUCUCACGAUGACGAUAAGCAGGACCAGCGGAAGAAGCGGGCGGAGGCUGAAGAACAAGAAUCAGAGGGAGGCUGGUUGCAUACUUAUAUUGCUGCUAAGGACCUUCGCCUGCUGUACGCAGACGGCAUGUCGGCGGGUAAGACUGCCAAUGGCACGCUCGACGCAGAGGACCGAAUUCUUUUCCAAGACAAUCUGCCUGGUGAGGGGGCAAUGCAUGGCGAGCGCGAACGUGCGGUUGAAUUCUGUCGCAUGGCACGCGAGGAUUUCAACGGGCGAUUGGAUGGGUUGUUGCGGAUGGAGGCCGGCUUUGAGAUCAUUCUAUGUGACUUUGCGCGUGAUCUGAAGGAGGUUCGUGUCACACAAGUCAAGUCGCACGAAACAUCCGGUUCGAAGGAUUCAAGCAAUGGCAAAGGGAAAGGAAAAGGAGGACCUCCCGGCGGAGGCAACGAUUGGAUGAAAGCUGUCACGGCUCGGUACGGAGGCAUUGGAGGUCAUCGAGUUGCGUUAAACUAUGAGACUUUUGUGUCAGCCUACACCUACGGACUGGAUCUCUUUCACUCCGUGAACGAGACCUUCAAACUUCCUCGACUUAUGCACCUUUCUUCCCAGGAGCUGCAGCCUAUCCGCGACGAUCUGCACCGUCUCAUCCUCGACCACGCCGCCAAGGAUAAUCUGUACGAUUGGCAGGCUAUCGCCGACAUGGUUGUGGAGCGAUAUGCCCGCGAGAUUCGAUAUCUCGCCUCCGGGGACGUGGCCACGGUGGAGGAACUCCAUGCGGAGAUCGAGACCAUGCUGCGCCCCUUCAUCGACUACUCAGAUCGUGAUGUCGAUGCUGAGCGGGACCGCUGCGCUCAUCAGUUCAUUCCUGGUGAGAUUGCAGUCGAUAGCGUAGCUGCCACCGCCAUACAUGCCGUGGCCCGUAGUAUUUGUUCGACCAUGCUGUCAGCUUGGCAAGAGCCCGAAUACCAGGCCGCGGUUGGUCACUUCCGGGAGCUGAUGAACUAUCUAGCCUGGACGACAUGGAAGCAAUGCAGCGGUUGUGGUGAUCAUGAGGUCUGCGUGAUUCCCAUCUGGCCGACGGGCACGCUCGAGGACUACGAGCACCCGCAAUGUCGCGACUACUCGAAUCCCGCCAGCCCGGGUCAGGGCUACUGGGGCAAUCCUCGCGGUCCCCGGCCCCAUGACGAGCCAGAGGAGGCGUCUGGCUGGCUGGAACGAUUCUUCUCUUAUCUUCAGGUUAUGCUUAGAACUCUUCUAGGUAUGCAUUUUUGAGCAGCGGCGACGGCUCCUUCAACUUCGUCGCUCGGA